AUGUACAGUAUAAAUGUCAGUAAUAACAACGAUCAGAAUACUACUAAUACUAUAGUAGAUGUAAGUAGUACAUUAUCUGUUCAAAUUAAUGAAUUAUAUUAUGAUGGGAAAUAUCAUAAUCUACCGUCUACUGAAUACACAUCAUCAUCAUCUUCAUCUUCUUCGGGAUCAUCGUUGUCAUCAUCAACAUCAUUAUCACUGACAACAGUAUCAUCGACUUCAACAACAACAACAACAAUAAUAAAUGAAUCCAAUUAUAUUUCAUAUGCUACUAGUGGUCUUAAUCAAUCUCGUCCAAGUUUAAAUUAUACUUAUGAACAGCAAUAUUAUGUAAAUGAUAAUCAUGAAGAAUUUGAUAAUAAACAUCAUAAUUACUAUCAACAACAUCAUCAUUAUACACCAAUCAUUUCAACUGUACAUACUACUAAUAAUAAUGAUAAAACUAAUAAUAGUAGUCUAUAUAUUUCCACUACUACAACUUCUAAUGAUAAUAAUCAUAAUGGUUUUUUUAAUGAAAUACAAAUUAUAUGCAUUUGUGAAACAUUACAACAACGUGGUGAUAUUGACCGAUUGGAAUUAUUUUUACAAACAUUACCUAAAUGGAAUAUACAAUUACAUAAUUUAGAAUGUAUACAAGUUGCUAAAGCACUGAUUGCAUUUCAUCAUGAACAAUAUACUCAAUUAUAUCAUAUAUUAGAAAAUUGUAAUUUCUCACCUAUCUAUCAUUCUAGAUUACAAAAUUUAUGGUUACGUGCACAUUAUGCAGAAGAAGAAAAAAUUAAAGGUAGAAUAUUAGGCGCUGUAGCUAAAUAUCGUAUAAGACGUAAAUUUCCAUUACCACAUACAAUAUGGGAUGGUGAAGAGACAAGUUAUUGUUUUAAAGAAAAAUCUAGAAAUCUUUUACGUGAAUGGUAUCAUCAAAAUCCAUAUCCAUCACCACGUGAUAAAAGACAAUUAGCUGAAAUUACUGGAUUAACUAUAACUCAAGUAUCAAAUUGGUUUAAAAAUCGUCGACAACGUGAUCGUGCUACUGAUGUACUUAUAACUACAACAACAACAACAACAACUGUGACAACUACGACAACAAUGUCUAAAACACCAGUUAUGUCACCAAUAUCGGUUAAAACAAUGAUGACAUUGUUACCAACAGUUGUAUCUAUGUCAAAUGAUUCACCAACUUAUCAGUUGUCGACAAUAACAACAAAUGGAAUUACUCAAUCGGAUAUCAUCAAUGAAAAUUCAGAUAUUUUACCAAUGAAUGAGUUGAAUACACAAUAUAAUAAAAUAAACAAAGAAUUAUUCAGUGGAAUAGAUUUACAAUCUGAAAGAGAUUAUUUAUCUGAUCCAUACCACAUAGUUAAUAAUGAUCACAAUCAAAAUCAAUACAUCCAUCAUCAUUCUCAUUUCAAUCCUCAUCCUAUUCGAUGUAUAUCUCAAAUGAAUUCUUAUAAUGAACAAAAUAAUGAAAUAAUCACCGAUCAUUCAAAAAUGAAUCGAUUAAUGAUUGUUAAUGAAUUAGAUAUGAUAAAACAAACAAAUAAUAAUAAUAAAUAUUCAUUUAAUAUUCCAUCUAGUGGAUAUUGUUAUGGUCAACAAUCUUCAGUCAGUCCUUAUAUACAAGAAAAUGUUAAUAAUUAUCUUCAUUUUCAUGAAUUCACUUCAUCUUAUUUAAACAAUAUUAAUAAUAAUAAUAAUAAUAAUAAUAAUAAUAAUAAUAAUAAUAAUGAUAAUAAGAAUAAUAUCAAUGAAAUCAUAAAUGUAAUGAAUAAACAACAUUCUAAUUUAAAUUAUCCAUCUAUCUAUUCAAUGUCCAAUACUUAUGAUAAGCCACAUUUAAUACAAGAUAUUCCAUCAUUAAAUCAAUAUGAGAAAAAUAUUUUAAAUCUUACAACACAAUCAUUAACGAACAAUCUUAGUUAUUCUUGUUCUUCUUGUCCUUCUUCUUGUUCUUGUUCUUUUUCUUCUUUUUUAUAUACUUUAAAUCCAGAUAAAUUAAUAACCACCACCACCACCACCAACACAACAACAGAACCAUCAACCUUUUCAAGAUUAAACUUUGAAAAUACCAUUGAAAAUAAUGUAAAUAUUAUUGAUUUAAAUAAACAAAUCAAUCCUUGGAUAAAUUAUUCCAUGUAUAAUAAUAAUAAUAAUAGUCAACUAAUUCCUAAUAUUAUAACUUCACAUUCAACACAGAAUAGUAUUAUGACUACAAAUCCUAAUAGUAAUAAUGAUAAUAAUAAUAAUAGUAAUAAUAAUACAACAGUAUGGUCUCCAAAUGAAGAUCAUCAAACUAUAUUAGAAUUAUAUAAUACACAUAAUGAUUUAUUGAAUAAUAAUAAUAAUAAUAAUAAUAAUAAUAAUAAUAAUAAUAAUGAUAGUUCAUAUGAAGAAAGUUUAAGUGAUGAUAAUGAACAAAAUGAAAAUAUACAUCAAAAUAAUAUUUUUUAUUUUAAUAUAAAUAAUCAAUAUCCAUUCAAUCAAUUUCAUAAUAAUAAUAAUAUUGAUAAUCAAUCAAUAAAAUCGAUUCCAUUAAAAAAAUCAUCUACAUUUAUUUCAAAUCAUUUAAAAUCAAUAAAUUCAAUGAAAUCAAUACAAUCGAAUGAAAUCAAUCUAUUAAAUUAUGAUCAAAUUAAAAAUUCAAUUAUUAAUUCAUCACAAUUACCAAUUCAUUUACAUCAUUCAUUUAUUAAUAAACAAUAUUUAAAUCAUAAUAAUAAUAAUAAUAGUAAUGAUAGUAUAUUACAUAAUCAAUUACCUAACAACAAUAAUGAUAAUAAUAAUUCAAUAUCUACAACUGAUCAAACAUUAAAUCGUUGGUUACAUAAUAAUCCCUUAACAACUACUACUAAUCAAUUCAAUGAUAAUGUAGAUAAUUGUUUUAUAUCUGUAUUGUCAUGUCCAAGAAGUAUAUAAGACAAUGAAUUCCUUUUGUUUUUUGUUUUUUUGUUGCUGUUUGUAAUAAUUAGUAGCUAUUGUAUACAUAUCUUAGAUAAAAAAACAACUAACCUAUUGAAAAUAGAGUAUCCAUUUAAUCAAUAAUUGAAAGCAUCAAAAGCUCCUUUAUUUUACUUAGAUUGUGAAUGUAUAAAAGAAAACGAUUUGUUUUAUCA
Messenger RNA from Schistosoma mattheei, 3110 nucleotides. NCBI's taxonomy places the organism in Eukaryota, Metazoa, Platyhelminthes, Trematoda, Strigeidida, Schistosomatidae. The record is from the annotation of a GenBank genome assembly.